GUGCCUUAUGCUCCGUGUAAAAUAUAUGAAAGUGAAGUAUAGAGAGCCGCAGCAAGUGUGAUUCUCUCUAGCAAUAUAUCGACGGGGAGGCUCGUCCUAUUGGAAAUGGGCCGGUCCUGUACUGUAUACUGCACACCACAUCAACGAAUAUUCGUCACACUUGUCACCUGCAUCCUCCAUCAUCUCCGUCCAAUGCGGCUUGCAAAAUUCAUCACGGGGGAAGCUAACCCGCAACCGAGGUCAUCCCAAGCUAAUACAGGCAGCUAGUAAUUUGUCCUUGCAGCAGCUUGCAGCUCAGUUCGUCCACUAACCCGAAUUCUGAGAGCUAGUGCCCGAGAACCCCGCCGAUCAGCACAUCUCCCACCAAGCCACCUCCACCUCCAAUCUCACCAUGGAUGGCAGCUACCACGCUACAACGUGGGGUUGAAGAAGAACCACCGAGCCUUCCCCGAAGAAGGUGCUGUGCCUGUGCAUCCCGGCUUAUCAAACGCACCAAGAAACAAAAGACUUGGGGCGCGCUGCAGUGGCCUGCGGGUCCGUCGAUACAUUGUCUUGCAUGCAAAUAGUUCAGGUCAUUGUCCAUGCAAGGCUGGCGGCGGUGCAACCAUCCAUUUUCCAGUUGAUCACACGACGUGCCGCACCGCUGCUUCGGCUCAACCCCAUCCUUUCGGUCUAGUCAGACGGGCCAUGGCCUAAUAAAAAUCCUCUAGAGCGGUGGGAGUUUGUUGCUAAUAUUGCAGAUUCCACCAGAUAUUAUAUGUAUCAGGGGAUCCCUAGAGUAGCUUCUGUCACCUCAUACAACGACCUUCUGAGGACGCAUCUCCUCACUCAUAUCUCGAGAUUUACAUACAGUUUGUCGUGUCUCAUCCCAUCAUGGUUGCGUAUCGGCUUGCUCUCAGCCUGUAUGGCCUAGCAUCGUUGCCUUAUUCGACGGCUGUCAGUGCUUCUGCCGACGCUCAUUCUAGCAGUUAUUGCUCGGUUAUCAAGAAUGGUAACUCUUCGCCUGGCUGCCAGGCACCACCCUCUGACUUCCUAGCGGGUAGCGGAGGAUCAACUGGACCAAAAGCGGAUGCUAGCGUUCUGGACAAUUCUUUCAAGGCCUUGGCGGAGCUUCAAAAUGAUUACUAUGAUGCUUCAGAGCUAACAUGGCCGACAUCGAUUGACUGGACCGGGGCGGUGAUCCAGACGAUUGUGAGCAGCACCAUGUCUACAUUGACAAAGAGUUUUAACGGCACUGUUGGGGACAAUGUCGAUGGAUGGAAAGAGAAAGAAAACCUGCUGUCUUUUCUACAUGAACAAGUUGCUGCGUACUACUUUGGGCAGCAAGCUGAACGAAUCAAGGGCGAGGCUUACGAUGAUGUGCUUUGGGUUGUUUUAGGGUGGAUCGAGGCGCUCAACUUCCGUCGUCUUCACGAAGAUUUGCACUAUGCUAAAGCAGGCUUUGUCGACAAGCCAAUCCCUGAGCAGCUUCCGCAGGCCCUUCAGCAGACCCCUUGGCAUGGGCAGUUUUGGCGAGGUCGAUUCGGAGAGCGUGCGGACGACUUUUGGGCGUUCAGCACGCAGGGAUGGGAUGACGUGCAGUGUCACGGAGGUAUGACUUGGAACCCUCGCCUAGAGACGUACAAAAACGCCAUCACGAACGAGCUCUAUAUUGCCGGCUCGAUUGCCAUGUACCAAUAUUGGCCUGGCAGUUACGACGGGAAGGGGCAGCAAGACCCUCGUCAGCUAAAGGCGGCAAUUGAGGGCUACAAGUGGAUUACCAAUGUCAAUAUGACGAAUGCGCAGGGUCUGUUUGUAGAUGGCUUUCACAUCAACCACGCCAUUCCGGGCAAUGUUGAAUGCGACCAGCGCGACGAGAUGGUUUACACAUACAACCAGGGUGUUAUCUUGACUGGUAACCGCGGUCUGUUUGAAGUGACUGGCGCUCCGUCGUAUCUGGAUGACGGCCACCGUUAUAUUCGCUCAGUCAUAAACGCCACUGGCUGGGAUUUGAGAACCAACCAACCAAAGGACCACAUUACACCAGGCCAGCUACCGCCCUGGCGGGGGCUUGGCCGCGGUGGCAUCCUUGAGGACCAAUGUGACUCAAGUGCUACGUGCUCGCAGGACAGUCAGACAUUCAAGGGCAUCUACUUUCACCAUCUUGCUGCGUUCUGCAGCCCUCUAACGCUGACGCACCCCAACAACGCCCGCAUGGUAGUCGACGACGACGCUUUCCAGAAGGUUCAGGAUGCGCACAGCAAGACGUGCGGAGCUUACCUUGACUGGAUCAAGUACAAUGUAGACGCUGCGCUCAAGACACGAGACUUGAAGGGACAUUUCGGCAUGUGGUGGGGAGCCAGCCUCUUUGGUGAUGUAAGCAAGCCUCGAAGCGAUGAUGGCAUCAACCACUUUGCUGCCAACGUCACCGACUACCGAAACGAAGGCACGCCACAAGAUAACGUCUGGGGCUUCGCGAAGUUCAUCCCUGGAGGAGGCAAUGCUACAGCCAUGGCGCAGAACAGACGACCGUCGGGCGGCGACCCGAACGAUCGCGGUCGCGGCAGAACAGUCGAGACACAAGCCGGCGGACUGGCGUUGUUGAAGGCGUACUGGGAGAUAUCACAAACUAGUUAGGCGUUGCGUGACUCAGUAAUGUAGAGCGUAUCGAACGAUGAGUGAGAACUACUUUGGGUGGAUGACCAAUGCAGUUAAUUUUCCACUGGGUUCUUCCCUUCCCCUUUGUGAACGUGAGGCUGAACUAGCGACAAGAUCAUUGGUCGGGGGAAUAAAGUUUAUGUUGGCG
Messenger RNA from [Torrubiella] hemipterigena, 2785 nucleotides. The record is from the annotation of a GenBank genome assembly. NCBI's taxonomy places the organism in Eukaryota, Fungi, Ascomycota, Sordariomycetes, Hypocreales, Clavicipitaceae.